AUGACGUGUGACUCAUACUUCAAUGCUUGCAGUUCUGAGCAGUCUUCAAUGAUCCGCGCUACUGAGAGGUCACGCCGGAAUUUGGAGCCCAUCAUGAGUGUCAAAAAAAGAGGGUACGAUCAUUCAUAUAUUGAAUAUGGAUUCACAUCCAUCAUCAUCAAUGGAGAAGAAAGGCCUCAAUGUGUUAUUUGUAGUAAAGCUUUGACAAAUGAUUCUAUGAAACCAACAAAGUUGAGGCGACAUUUGCAGAAUGUUCAUCCUCAACACAAGGACAAGGACCAAAACUUUUUUGAACGUCAUGGGAAUGCUCUCAAAAAGAUGAAGCUGGAUUCAACAGGGGCAUUCAAAGAAACAAACCAAGAGGUUACUGAAGCUUCUUAUGUCGUAGCACUGGAGAUAGCAAAGCAGAAAAAACCACAUACAAUUGGGGAAAAUUUGAUCAAACCUUGCUCUCUCAAGAUGGUGGAAAUUGUGUUGGGAAAUUGA
This is a messenger RNA of Homarus americanus (American lobster), 486 nucleotides long. RefSeq names its product zinc finger BED domain-containing protein 5-like. The transcript is spliced from 2 exons. Bases 1 to 486 code for a protein of 161 amino acids. The record is from RefSeq and is a predicted model, not a curated record. Lineage: Eukaryota; Metazoa; Arthropoda; Malacostraca; Decapoda; Nephropidae.